AUGUCAUCAGGAGCAUCCGAAGAGAAAGCAGAAGCAGGACCACAUCCAGAGGCCUCCUCUGUGGAAGAUGUUUCCAAUGCUGAUGGCCACCAAUAUUACUUCUACUUGGUGAUCCACAACAUCCAGAAGCGACCCAAUGUCCGAAAUCUACUUUGCACUGCCGCAGCAUUUGGCUGCCAUGGUGUCUUUGUAGUUGGCCAGAAGAAUUUCAACUUGGAUCCGAAGGGCCCUGGUAUACCUUCUGCCAUUCAAGACCACGUGUUUCCAUCCGCAUCUGCAUCCACAUCCACAGAACAACAGCCACCAAGAAAAAUGGGAAUGUUCCUGAGACAUUUUGACAAGUGGGCCGAGUUUGUCGAGUAUGUUCAGCAGCAAUCCAUUCGCUUGAUUGGGGUUGAAAUUCACAAGGAUGCCAAGCCAAUCGAUCAUUAUUUAGUUAGAGGGGAAAACAAUAACGACAACUCGCACAUUGCAUUUUUAAUGGGAAACGAGGGACAGGGGUUGAGUCAAAAGCAACAGGAUGACUGUGAUGGGUUUGUGAGAAUACCGCAGUAUGGGAAUGGAACGGCCUCUCUGAAUGUCAAUGUGGCUGCCAAUAUCAUUCUGCAGAGAGUCUACCAGUGGAAAACGAGUACCAUGGGAUAA
Messenger RNA from Seminavis robusta, 645 nucleotides. The record is from the annotation of a GenBank genome assembly. NCBI's taxonomy places the organism in Eukaryota, Bacillariophyta, Bacillariophyceae, Naviculales, Naviculaceae.